AUGUCGCCAGCCGCCACCAAGCCCCCCGCAUCAGAGUUGAUGGCUGCCGCGCGCCGCGCGCGCGACGAGACCAUCCCCGCGCCAUACCGUCUCCCAAAGAACUUUGAGUUGCCGAAGAACGCAACCCUCAUCCUUGAGAGUAGCGGUCUCCUCUCCCCCGACGAGAAGGACAUUAUCAACCUCGAUGCAACGGGCCUCGCCGCCGCCAUCAAGGACGGUACCUACACUUCGGUCCAGGCGACCACGGCUUAUCUCAAGGCCGCAUCGCUUGCUCAGCAAGGAACCAACUGCCUCGUUGAGAUGUUUGCCGACGAGGCGCUGGAGCGCGCGGCUGUCCUCGAUGCCGCUCAGGCAGCUGGCCAACCUCUGGGAAUCCUCCACGGUGUUCCUGUUUCGAUCAAGGACCAUAUCGAUGUAGAGGGACACGAUAGCCCGUCGGGCUUCCUCGGUCUCGUGGGCAAGAUGAUGGCUGCGUCCGACGCACACAUGGUGUCUAUCCUCCGUGACGCCGGCGCCGUCUUCUACUGCAAGACGACCAAUCCCCAGAGCCUGAUGCACCUCGAGACAGAAGGAUACUUGGGUAUCACAGCUAGCCCUUACAACACCGACCUGACUGCUGGCGGCUCGAGCGGAGGCGAGGGGGCUCUCAUUGGCAUGAAGGGCUCGCCAUUCGGAAUCGGUACUGAUAUUGGUGGAUCUGUCCGUUCGCCUGCGGCCGCAUGUGGCAUCUACUCGUUCAAGCCUUCGGUUGGGCGUCUCCCAUACGGAGGAUGCAAUGUCCCAAUUGGUCCUGCUGGUUGUGAGGCCAUUUUGGGCUCGCAUGGACCAAUGGGCCGCAGUGCACGCGAUAUGGAGACGUACAUGCGCCUUGUUUCGGCCAGCGAGCCAUGGCGCGUCGACCCGACGCUGCACGUCAAGCCCUGGCGCGUGGUCAAGGCUAAGCCUGGACGUAAGCUUCGUGUCGGCGUGCUGCGCGACGAUGGGGUUGUGUUGCCUGUUGCGCCGAUUCGUCGCGCCCUCGACACUGCCGUUGACAAGCUCAAGGCCACUGGCGACUUUGAAAUUGUAGAGUACACUCCUUUCAAGAGUGCCGAGAACUGGGACAUCAUCUCCAAGCUGUACUGGCUCGACAACGGCAAGCUCGUUUACGAGCAGAUUGCCGUUACUGACGAGCCAGUCGUCCCCCUUACCGACUGGAUUAUCCAGCAGGCCGGCGGCGUCGACCGCACAAAGGACGAGACUUAUGCGCUCGUCGCUAAGCGUGACGCCUUCCGCUCAGAGUUAGCCCAGUACUGGCACGAGCAGGACGUCGACGUCGUCCUCACUCCUGUUGGACCUUCGCCGGCACCCCAGCACGGCACGGCCAAGUACUGGAACUAUACGUCGUACUGGAACCUCGCCAACUACCCUGCGGCAGUAUUCCCAACUGGCAUGUUCGUCGACCCUGCCAUCGACCAGGAGGACGCUGGGUACACUCCCCGCAACGACAAGGACAAGUACGUACGCGACACAUACGACGCACAAGUGUCUGUUGGCGCUCCCCUCUGCCUCCAGGUGGUCGGAUACCUCGGGUACGAGGAGGAGACACUGGACGCGCUCAAGAAGAUUGACGCGGUUGUGAAUGCGUAG
Messenger RNA from Cutaneotrichosporon cavernicola, 1629 nucleotides. RefSeq lists its product as uncharacterized. The transcript is spliced from 3 exons. The record is from RefSeq and is a predicted model, not a curated record. Bases 1 to 1629 code for a protein of 542 amino acids. NCBI's taxonomy places the organism in Eukaryota, Fungi, Basidiomycota, Tremellomycetes, Trichosporonales, Trichosporonaceae.